AUGAUAGCGUCUCCGCUGCUACUUUUCCUGGUUGCUCUAGGCGAUGCACUGGCUGUGAACAGUACUGCGCGGUCAGCGUAUUCUCUCAAAGAGAGGCACCACGUACCGCCUGGCUGGCGAAACGUCGGCGAUGCGCCCAGGGAUGCGAAAAUUGCGCUGCGUGUCGCAUUGCGGCAAAGGAAUUGGACAGAGCUAGAAAAGGAGCUGCUAGAAGGUCUUAUUGACGCUUCUACGGUGUCCGAUCCGCACAACCAGAAGUACGGCCAGCAUCUGUCGGGAGCUCAGGUUCGCGACUUCAUACGGCCUACCGAUGAGACUUCCGACCUUGUGCACGAAUGGUUAGCGGAACAUGGUCAUGUUGCCUCUUUGCAGUACUCGCCUGCCAAAGACUGGAUUACGCUCACCCUUCCCGUUUUCGAAGCGGAACGGCUGCUUGACACUCGAUACUCGGUUUUUAGACAUAUCGACGGCUCUGAGCUCAUAAGAGCGCCGCAAUGGUCGCUUCCAGCUCAUUUACAUGAUCAUGUAGACACCAUUCAGCCCACAACCUCAUUCUUUCGUUUUCAGCGUCAAGCUGUGCAAUGGCUUCAGUCCCCAGUGAUGCCUGCCGCCGAGUUUGAUAUUAAGCCGCAGAGCGCUAUCGCGGCAACAGGUCUUUCUGUAAGUGCCAUCGAAAAGGUGUGCAAUGCGAGCAACAUCACACCAGAGUGCCUGAGCACACUGUAUGGGACGAUUGACUACACGCCAAAAGGUGGUGGAAAGAGCAAGAUCGGGUAUUGUAACUACCUUGAAGAAACCACCAUUGCAACGGAUCUCGCCAUGUUUGUUGACACGUAUAAGCCACAAGCAAAGGGAACAUCAAUCGACAUUCGCAUCGUGAACAACGGAGAAAAUCAGCAAGUACUCGACGCAGCGAAGCUGAAUGCGACGGCCGAUGUCGAAGGCAAUCUCGACGGCCAGACUAUCGUUGGUCAGGUGUACCCAAUCCCAGUGGUAGCUUACAAUACUGGAGGUCGACCGCCGGUGACCACUCCUUACAUUCCGGCCCCUGGCAAAAACGUCACAAACGAGCCAUACCUGGAGUGGCUUGAUUACAUGCAAGGACUUGCUGACGGUGACCUACCAACAACGAUCAGCACGUCUUAUGGCGAUGAUGAGCAGUCUGUUCCACCGUCGUAUGCUUCCAAGGUGUGUCAAUCCUUUGCACAGCUUGGAAGUCGUGGCGUCACUCUACUCUUCUCGAGCGGUGAUUCAGGGGUUGGCAACCGAUCACCUACAUCUGAUAGAUGCGAGAUCUAUCCCGACCCCGAAGUUGCCGCAAACGCAGUGCCGAACUUCAUGCCCGCUUUUCCUGCCAGCUGCCCAUAUGUGACCACGGUCGGGGCCACCAAAGGGCUUGGCUCGAGCAAUUUCAGCACCGAAGUUGCAGCGGGCUACCCAGCAAAUAUCAGCAACUAUGCAAGCGGAGGUGGCUUUAGCAACUACUUCUCACGUCCAGCUUGGCAAGAUAGUGUUGUGAGCGCUUAUAUGAAAGGUCUCACAUCCAACGAAGUUGAUCCAGCCAUGUAUAAUCAUUCUGGUCGCGCAUAUCCGGACCUCGCAGCCAAUGGCCAGCACUAUAGCAUCGUGUAUGACCAGAAAUUCAUCAGAGUUGACGGCACGAGUGCUAGUUCGCCGAUGAUGGCGUCAGUCAUCGCACUCCUGAACGACGACCUUUUGGCGAAUGGAAAGCCUCCCCUUGGCUUCAUGAAUCCAUGGUUAUACUCCAUCGGUAAAGACGGAUUCACAGAUAUAAUCUCAGGCAGUGCAAAAGGUUGCGGUGUCGAAGGUUUUCCAGCGAAGCCUGGAUGGGACGCGGUCACUGGUUUUGGAACUCCGAACUUCGUCAAGCUUCGCGAGCUCGUCGGCACGCAGGCAAGACAGGCUUCGAGCCUGGCUGAUGCCGGGUUCAUCGACAAAGAUGCUCGAUCAUGA
Messenger RNA from Verruconis gallopava, 1974 nucleotides. RefSeq lists its product as uncharacterized. The transcript has 3 exons. Gene Ontology annotation, molecular function: serine-type endopeptidase activity; tripeptidyl-peptidase activity. NCBI's taxonomy places the organism in Eukaryota, Fungi, Ascomycota, Dothideomycetes, Venturiales, Sympoventuriaceae. Gene Ontology annotation, biological process: proteolysis. The record is from RefSeq and is a predicted model, not a curated record. Bases 1 to 1974 code for a protein of 657 amino acids.